CUAGGAGGCGGGAGCGGGCUGCAGGGAGGCCUUGCGGGCUGGCGAGCGGCCCGGGCCGCGUGAGUCACCAGGCCUCCCCUUUCCGCCCUGGGCCGGAACGGUGUGCGGGCGCGCUGUGCGGGCGGCGGGACAUCGGGGCUGAGCAGCGGCCGCCUAGGCGCUGAGGAUGUUUGGACUCCUCCCGAACCGAGGUGGUGAGGAACUGGAAAGCCAAAAGCCUUAGGACAUGUGGGAAUCCUGGCCCCCACCGGCCUUUACUUUGCACAAGGUUUUAAUUGUUCUGCUCAACUAUCCAGCGAUUUUGAGGAAAAAGGUUCUCUGGCCUGCGCUGUGACUUUGGCUUGAUGUGAAAAGAUUAAGUUUGAGCCUUGUAUUUUAGUUUUGAGAUUGAGUUCAAAGGAGGACCAAAACUUACUGAGAGAACUAUGGAAUGAAGAAGAUGGAUAUAUAAAGAAAUUAUGAGUCGAGAAUCUCAAGUUCACAUUUUUUGGGGUGCUCCAGUUGCUCCACUGAAAAUGACAAUAUCACAGCGAACGACUUCCCCAAUGUCCACUGCCAAUGCCUGGGAAAAAGUCCAACUUUUUUACAAACAGCAUUCUUUGUAUCUGAAGACUGAAAACCAGGAGCUUAAAAAUCUGGAAGACUGUCAAGUCUCAGAAGCUCUCAGCCCUCCAGACCUUCUUAGUGGUCACCUUUUACCGACUUACGUGAGUAGGUCUGCUCAGGUGAAAGAAGGCUCUACCUAUUCUGCUUCUGAAACACAGAGUGUAAGAUUACAGAAGACUAACCCGAAUGAUGUGACUAAUGUGCCAAUAUGUGGAUAUGAGGACAGAGUUCAGUGUUUACCUGAAGAAGAAAAGUAUCAAAGGCUUCAGUGUGAAAAUAAGAAAAUUAUAGAUGAGCAGUGUAAAGAUCACUCAAAUCCCCGGGUUGAGAACUUUCAAACGGAUGUGUGUCAGUUAGAUUCUAAGUGUGCGGCUGGGCUGGAUUUGGACUAUCGUACUGAAUACAUUAACAUAAGGCCAGAAGCUGUGAGGACAAAGCCUGUGCCAACAGCACAUCAUGAAACACAAAGUCGGGAGAUCGUUUCCUCUGACACACACUGUGAACCAGAAUCUGAGGGAGCAGUCAGGAAGGUCUCAGACCAGGAAAUAUCUACUGACACUGAAUUUCUCAGUAUAAUGACCUCUAGCCAGUGUGCUUUUCUAGCUCAAGGGAAUGGUAAAGGUCAAGACUGUAUAAAUAAAAGGGCUGUAAACAUGGAGACAGAACCAACAGGAAGGCAGGGAGUAAGACCAACUGAAGGUAAUUUUAUUAAGCCUAGUGAAGAAUUUGAAGAAGAAUCUGAAAAUGAGCAAAGCCAAGGAUAUUCCCUGGAACUUUUUAGUCCUGUUUGUCCUGAAUCAGAAAGUAGUCAUGUUCACAUAAGCCCUGGAAAAAGUCUUGAAGAAAAUAUAAGCUCUCAAGAACUUUUCAGUAAUGAAGAAAACCUGCCACCAAAUGAGGUAUGCAUUGAGUUGUACAGCUCAGGAAUGCUGUGUUCCCGGCUAAGUACCCUCCACCAAAGUGCUUCUAAAAGGAGCUGGCCCUCUAAAGACAGUGCCCAUCAUUCUAAAGCUCUUUCUGAAGUCCGUCAUGUGUCCAAGAAGCCAAGGACUGAUUCUAAUACAAGAGAGUCAGCCAGAGCAAUGCCCCAGGGGAUCAUGUCCGAAUUGAAGAACUUAAAAAAUAUAUCAUUAAUAAAAAACUGUGAUUCUACAAGUCAGAAGUACAAUUGCUUAGUCAUGGUGCUAACCCCAUGUCAUGUGAAGGAAAUAAACAUAAAAUCUGGACCAAACUCUGGCUCUAAAGUGCCAUUAGCAACAAUUGUAGUAACUGAUCAAUCAGAAAUUAAGAAGAGGGUUGUUCUGUGGAGGACUGCAGCAUUUUGGGCACUUACAGUGUUUCUUGGAGAUAUAAUUUUACUCACAGAUGUGACUGUUCAUGAAGAUCAGUGGGUUGGUGAAACAGUACUCCAAUCAACAUUUACCAGUCAGUUAUUAAAUCUUGGAAAUUAUUCAUAUGUUCAGCCUGAAAAGCAUUCCAGUGUAGUUGCCAAUGUUAUACUUCAGGACUUGCUGGCAUAUGUGUCUUCAAAACAUUCCUAUCUCAAAGAUCUGCCUCAAAGGCAGCCUCAGAAGUUGAACACUGUAGAGUUUGUGGAACUGGAGCAGCUGCAGCCCGAUACAUUAGUCCAUGCAGUACUCAGAGUAGUGGAUGUCACUGUCUUGACAGAGGCAUUAUAUAAUUAUAGAGGACAGAAGCAAAGGAAAAUUCUGUUAACAGUGGAACAGGCUCAAGGUCAACAUUAUGUGCUUGUAUUAUGGGGUCCUGGAGCAGCCUGGUAUACUCAGCUUCAAAAGAAAAAAGGUUGUAUUUGGGAAUUUAAGUACCUUUUUGUUCAGCGCAACUGCAUACUAGAAAACUUAGAAUUACAUACAACACUGUGGUCAUCCUGUGAAUGCCUGUUUGAUGAUGAUACGAGAGCAGUUUCAUUUAAAGCAAAAUUUAAAAAAAAUAUACCCUCACCUGUCAAGAUGUCAGAUUUAUCAACUCACCUAAAGGAUAAGCAUUCAGGAGUGGUUCUGAUUAAAGCCAAGGUUUCAGAGCUGGUGUUUUUUGCUGGAGCAGCUCAGAAGAUAACUCUGAAUGCUAGCAGCUCUCUGAAGAGCAUUUUCUCUUCUCUUUCCAUCAUUACGUAUGCUGGCUGUGCACAGUGUGGAUCAGAACUAGAAACAGAUGAGAACAGGGUCUACAGACAGUGUCUGAGCUGCUUGCCAUUUUCUGGGAGGAAAACCUUCUAUAGGCCAGCUUUAAUGACCAUAGCUGAUGGAGGACAUGAUAUUUGUAUUCAUGUAGGGUCAAAGAUGCUGGAGCAGAUUCUUCUCAACAUUUCUCCGGAUAUCCUCAACAGAGUGAUAGUACCUUCCUCGGAGGUCACCUACGGCAUGGUUGCAGCGGACUUGCUCCACUCCUUGUUGGCAGUCAGUGCAGAGCCUUGCGUGUUGAAGAUCCAGAGCCUUUUCGAGUUGGAUGAAAACAGCUACCCAUUGCAACAGAAUUUCUCCCUACUAGAUUUCUGUCCUGAAUCAUGUAAGACGUGGAGCCCAGGACUUCUUCUAAGGCCAGAGGAAGACAUAGGAGGCAUUUCAAGGAAGGAGUGAUGAAAUAAUCUGUCCCUUGAAGAUUUAUGUAUUUUUAUUACAUGUAUAUAAGUUUUUUGCCUGUGUAUGUCUGUGUACCAUGUAUGUGCCUGGUGCCCACAGAGACCAGGAGAGGCUGUGUGCCAGAUCACCUGGGACUGGAGUAGCAUAGAUGGUUGUGAGCCAUCAUGUAGAUUUUGAGAAAGUGCCCUUAACUGCUGAGCCAUCUAACCCUAUGAUCUGUCUUCUAAAAUAAAUAAAAUGACAUGGGUUUUGCUUAGAGUUUUAAAGAUAAAUAAUUUAUUAGCAUAAUUGUGAUAAAUAUAUAAAGAUUAUUUUUUCUAAGAAAAUUCUGUGAAGUUUUUAUUUUCAUUUUUGUUGUCAUUGGUAUUCUUUUUAUUCUGGGGAAAUGAUCUAGCAAUAAAGGCAGUAUAUCACAGUUUCCUUGAAA
This is a messenger RNA of Meriones unguiculatus (Mongolian gerbil), 3633 nucleotides long. RefSeq names its product shieldin complex subunit 2 (gene Shld2). Gene Ontology annotation, cellular component: site of double-strand break; nucleus. NCBI's taxonomy places the organism in Eukaryota, Metazoa, Chordata, Mammalia, Rodentia, Muridae. The record is from RefSeq and is a predicted model, not a curated record. The coding region runs from base 459 to 3203 and encodes 914 amino acids. Gene Ontology annotation, biological process: regulation of double-strand break repair via homologous recombination. The transcript has 11 exons.